Molecule: messenger RNA, 3277 nt
Organism: Suncus etruscus (white-toothed pygmy shrew)
Lineage: Eukaryota; Metazoa; Chordata; Mammalia; Eulipotyphla; Soricidae
Gene: NOD1
Product: nucleotide binding oligomerization domain containing 1
Exons: 12
Coding region: 245-3097 (950 amino acids)
Biological process (GO): regulation of apoptotic process
Molecular function (GO): protein binding
Source: RefSeq, a predicted model, not a curated record
GUCGUAACAUGUUCUUACAUCGAGGAACGAAUCCAGAAACUUAAAAAGCUUGUCUCAGUGUCUUCAGCAUCAUUGGCUCCUGUUUCCAGAGGAGAAUCUAUAGGACCAGAAAACUGGGCGCAGUGUCCUCAAGGCCUUGGCUCUGAAGGUAAGUCCUCAGAGCUUCUGGGGCCUGGCCACCUGGACAACAUGCCCCCCACAGUGAUGCUGGUCAACAUGGGCACUUGCUACUUGCUCCGUGGCCAUGCCAGGCCUUGCUGAGAUGGAUCAGGGACCAAGUGUGGCCCAGUCCUAUGGGAAGGUACUGAAGACUCACCGGGAACAUCUGGUGGCGCACAUUGGCAACACCCAGUGCCUGCUGGACAACUUGCUGGAAAAUGGCUACUUCACCGCUGAAGACGUGGAGAUUGUGGGCGCCUAUGCCACGAAGCCCAGCCAGGUGCGUCAGAUUCUGGACCUGGUGCAAAGCAAGGGCGAGGAAGUGGCCGAAUUCCUCCUUCACGUGCUACAGCAGCUCACAGAUGCCUACGUGGACCUCAGGCCCUGGAUCUCCCAGAUAGGCUUCUCCCCUUCACAUGUCAUUCAAAGCAAAAGUGUCCUCAACACAGACCCAGUGAGCAGAUACACGGAGAAGCUGCGUCACCAACUGGGUCGCGAUUCCAAGUUCAUCAUGUGCUAUGCGCAGAAGGAGGAGAUGCCCCUGGAGGAGCUGUACGUGGACACGACAGCCGAGCUGGUCAACUUCAGCGACGAGAGCUUGGGCAGCCUGGGCAACGUCGCGGGGCUCCUGGACCCGGUGGCGGGCGUCCUGAACGAGCAGGCUGAGACCAUUUUCGUGGUGGGCGACGCAGGCGUGGGCAAGUCCAUGCUCCUGCUGCGGCUGCAGAGUCUCUGGGCCGCAGGGCAGCUGGACACAGGCCUCAAGUUCUCCUUCCACUUUCGCUGCCGCACCUUCAGCUGCUUCCAGCCCAGUGCAUCGAUGCUGCUGAAGGACCUGUUGUUCCAGCACUUCUGCUAUCCGGAGCAAGACCCCGAUGAGGUGUUCGCCUUUCUUCUGCGCUUCCCCCAAACCAUCCUCUUCACCUUCGACGGCUUGGACGAGCUGCAUUCAGACUUUGACCUGAGCCGAGCACCUGAAGCCUGCUCGCCCUGGGAGCCUGCACACCCGCUGGUGCUGCUGGCCAGCCUCCUAGCUGGAAAGCUGCUGCAGGGUGCCCGCAAGGUGCUGACCGCGCGCACGGGCACUCAUCUCCCGCGUCCACUCCUGCGCAAGAAGGUGCACCUGCGAGGUUUCUCUCCUAGUCACCUGCGCAUCUUCUCCCAAAGGAUGUUCCCAGACCGGGCCAUGCAUGGCCGUCUCCUGGAGCAACUAGAUGCCAACCCCAGCCUGGGCAGCUUAUGCGCCGUGCCACUCUUCUGCUGGAUCAUCUUCCGCUGCUUCCAGCAUUUCCAGGGCGCGCCCGACCGGGCCCGACAGCUGCCCUCCUGCAACCUGACUCUCACGGACAUCUUCCUGCUGGUCACCGAGGUCCACCUGAACCGAACGCAGCCCACCAGCCUGGUCCAGCGCAACACGCGCAGCCGGACGGAGACAUUGCGCGCUGGCCGGCCCACGUUGCUCGCCCUGGGCCGCGUGGCCCGCCAGGGCCUGGAGAAAAACCUCUUUGUCUUCAGCCAGGAGGACAUGCAGGCGUCUGAGAUUCAGGAGCAGGACUUGCAGCUGGGCUUUCUGAGGGCCGGACAGGAGCUGGGCCUGGAUGGAGUCCAGCCCACCUUUGAGUUCUUCCACCUGACGCUCCAGGCUUUCCUGGCGGCCUUCUUCCUCGUGGUGGAUGACAAGGUGGGCACGAGGGAGAUGCUCUGCUUUUUCCAAGAGUGGGCACCCCCCAGAAAGGAUGGACCCCCUGCCAGCUCCUGCCUCCCAUGGCCCCGAUGGCUGAGGGGUCGGGGCAUGGCCAGGGAAGACCCUUUCCAGAAGAAAGACCACUUCCAGUUCACCAACCUCUUCCUAUGCGGGCUGCUGUCCAAGGGCCGACAGCGGUUGCUGCAACAUCUGGUGCCUGCUGCGGCACUCAGGAGGAAGCGCCGGGCGCUGUGUGCCCACCUCUUCGCAAGCCUGCGCACCUACCUGAAGGGGCUCCCCCGCGUUGAGACCGGGGGCUUCAACCAGGUGCAGGCCAUGCCCACCUUCCUCUGGAUGACACGCUGUAUCUAUGAGAUGCAGAGCGAGAAGGUAGGGCAGCUGGCGGCCAAGGGCAUUUGUGCCAACUACCUCAAGCUAACGUACUGCAAUGCCCACUCGGCCGACUGCAGCGCCCUCUCCUUCGUGCUGAACCAUUUCCACAAGCACCUGGCUCUGGACCUGGACAACAACAACCUCAGCGACUAUGGUGUGCGCGAGCUGCAGCCUUGUUUCAGCCGCCUCACGGUCAUCAGACUCAGUGUGAACCAGAUCACGGAUGAUGGGGUGAAGGUGCUCUACGAAGAGGUGCCUAAGUACAAAAUUCUCACCUACUUAGGGUUAUACAACAACCAGAUCACUGAUGUAGGAGCCAGCUAUGUGGCCAGAAUCCUUGAAGAGUGUGAAAGCCUCACACACCUCAAAGUGGGAGCAAACAAAAUAACAAGCAAAGGUGGGAAGUGUCUCGCUCUGGCUGUGAAGAAAAGCAAGUUCAUCUUCGAUGUUGGGAUGUGGGGCAACAAGAUCGGAGAUGAGGGAGCCCGGGCUUUUGCAGAGGCACUGAGAAACCACCCCAGCCUGACCAACCUGAGUCUCGCAUUCAACGGCAUCUCAACAGAAGGAGGAAAGAGCCUCGCACAGGCCCUGCAGCAGAACACAACUCUCCGAAUAUUCUGGCUCACCAAAAAUGAGCUCAAUGAUGAAGCUGCAGUGGGUUUUGCAGAAAUGCUGAAAGUCAACCAGACAUUGCAGCAUUUGUGGCUGAUCCAGAAUAAGAUCACAGUCAGGGGGGUAGCCCAGCUGGCAGAUGCAUUACAGGAGAAUACUGGCUUGAAGGAGAUAUGCCUCAAUGGAAACUUGAUAAAGCAAGAAGAAGCCAGUCUCUUUGAAGGUGACAAGCGGAUUAUUUGUUUCUGAAAGGAGAAUUUCCCACCUGUGAAUCCUGGAUGCUGAAGAGAGCUUGCCCUGGAUGCCAGAAAAGUCUGCUGAGAUGUGCUGCCAAGUCCUAAGCUUUGUCUUUGGCAAAUAACUGAGAAUACAUGGUGUGAAGCCAGUUCUGAGCUUCCCAGAGAAGAGGCACUCCAUAAACAUGAAAUC